This is a messenger RNA of Cyprinus carpio (common carp), 4587 nucleotides long. Its product is annotated as dual specificity phosphatase 3a. Gene Ontology annotation, cellular component: cytoplasm. The record is from RefSeq and is a predicted model, not a curated record. Gene Ontology annotation, molecular function: MAP kinase phosphatase activity; protein tyrosine/serine/threonine phosphatase activity. Gene Ontology annotation, biological process: protein dephosphorylation; negative regulation of MAPK cascade. NCBI's taxonomy places the organism in Eukaryota, Metazoa, Chordata, Actinopteri, Cypriniformes, Cyprinidae.
UCCACUCGCCAUACUCAAUGACUUGUGUCUCGGUCGGUGCGUUGUCGCCAUCUUCCGCCAGUUCUGUUACCGACCUCACCGGAGCGUCACAUCAGACCGCCGGUGGGCGAGUCCCGGGUGUGUCUGUCUGCCUGCCAAAGAGCGGCCGUGCGAGCGAGCGAGCGAGUGUGCGUUCAGGAAAGCACGCUAACCACACCGAGUGAGAAAGGAAAUAAAAUGCUGGGGAACUGAAAGCAGUCACAUCUUCAUCAUUAAACACUUGUUGUUGUUUUUUUUUUUUGCUUCUGGAGGACUGAAGCAUGAAGAAACAUCUCAGCCCCGCGAAGGGACCACUGGACGUCACCGUGCCAGACACCGAGGCGACCAUACAACAACUCAACAAACUGCUGUCCAACGGCAGCGGUUUCUACAGCCUCCCAGCACAACAUUUCAACGAGGUCUUUCCCAAGAUUUACAUCGGCAAUGCGUUUGUGGCCCAGAAUGUGAUGCGUCUGCAGCGGCUGGGUGUGACACACAUACUGAAUGUCGCAGAGGGAAACUCUUUCAUGCAUGUGAACACCAACGCAGAGUUCUACACAGGAACUGGGAUCACGUACCAUGGCAUACAGGCUAAUGACACUGAGCAGUUCAACAUCAGUGACUUCUUUGAGGAAGCGGCAGACUUCAUCGAUAAGGCUCUGGCACAUGGAAAAGGAAAGGUGUAUGUUCACUGCCGUGAGGGCUACAGCCGUUCGCCCACUAUCGUCAUCGCUUACCUCAUGCUCCAUCACAAGAUGGAUGUACGAGUUGCCACGGCUACAGUAAGACACAAGAGAGAGAUCGGCCCGAAUGAUGGAUUCCUGCGCCAGCUGUGCCAACUCAACGAAAAGCUGGCAAAGGAGGGAAAAUUGAAGACCAAAUGAUAGAAUGUGCUCUACCCCCACACAUAUUUACAAAUGCAGGCACACGGUCAAACUAGUGUGCUCUAUUUCCAGUCCAAGUAUAUUAACAGAAUGUUUGCAAACAGUACAUCCAGAGCAUAAGCAUGGAGGUAUACAAAGUGUAUUCAAACACACUUACACAUACACACUCACACAAGGUGUUGUCAGUGUCCUGAGUAAAUACUCCUGCUUCCAGAUGGCUUGUAAAAGGUAAUUUACUGGCAUAUCUGAAUAAUUAAGGCUGUAGAAGGAGCAGUAUUUUAUGUCAUCACAACUGCUUUGUUUUUGCAUCAUCCCCCAUGAUAAUUAGUUUCCGUUUUUCACUAGGUACACCUAAAGCAUUCCAGUAGCCAACUUUGUGUAUAUCUCACAAAUUCAACUUUUGGAGCAUAUUAGCCCAACUGUCAUCUGCGAAGAUUGUAAAGUAGAGCACAAUCAUCAGUUGGGUUCCUAAUUGCCAGAAAUACUGUGAUUGCUCAUCCCUUUUCUAUUUGUAUGUGGAGGAAUAUGAUAUUUAGGUAUAAAUAUACACCUUUGAACCCAUUUACAGACCUACAGCCAGAUUUUUGAUAGCUUUCCAGCAUUUUAAAUCAGGACUUAACAGGAGGACAAAACUGUUGUGUAACAGCACACACCCCAUUCGCUCACCACAAAAUAAAUUAACAUUCCACGUUGUACCGAAUGGUAGCAUACAAUCAACGAUUUAUAUCUACAACAAGCCAACCAUAUGUGGUAGCUUGGAUUCAACAGACGCUACAAACAGGUUCAACCCGGUUCUAUGCAGCAGUGAUAAUGCAUCAGCCCCAUUAGAUCUCUUUACUCUGGAAUCACUGUCUCUCACUGCCAAGUCUCAUGCCACAUUUUGUCUACCACAAGAUCACAGUCAGCCUUGACCAGAGAGACACGUCCGAUAGAUGGAGAGCCUCUGCCAUACCAACUGCCUAAUGAUGUGCCCUUACACAAGGUUUUUUAUCCAGAGGCCUAGUGCCCCUUCACACUGCUAGUUCAGAGACUGCAAGAAGCAUGUCAGUGAAAUCAGAUUUUUAAGGGUAGCUGUUGAAUUAGAUUAGGUCUACUCCGGCCUCAGCUUUGUCCUUAAAACAGAAUCACUUUAGCACUGGAACUAACUCAUUUUGCUGCACUGUUGGAUUCUUUCAGGUUUUAAAAGGGUCAUAUCAUACAUAUUUUUAUCAUUUAAUUAUUUCCCCCGAGGUCCACUUAUAAUGUUAGUCCAAUUAAACAGGCCGUUUUUGCUGCUGUGCCUUUAAGACUUCUAUGUAAGCAUCCUCUUUGCAUGUGAAAAGGAGUUACACUGAUUUGAGAUUCACAGAAUGGUCUGCACUGAAAUGUGUGGUUUAAACCACUCCAAUCAGACUGAAAUACAGACAGACAGUAACAGCAGAACUUUCCCACAUUUUACUCUUAUCAUUAGUAAUUCAGUUUAGGAAUAAACAUAUCCUUUUUCUGUAUAGCUUCUUUGGGACUGGUUUGGCUACAUUGAUGUGUAUAUAUGGGGGGUCAUAUGUUUCAAAAAUGUCAGCAUUUCAGAAUAAGACAUUUGUGUAGCUUAGCUUCAGUAAAUGGCCUUUUUUGACUGGGGAGGAAGUUUUGAUUUCUUAAAGUUAACUCAAAAAUGAGAUUUCUCAUAAUAUGACCUCUUUAAAGAAGAACCAGCAUCAUUUCAUUUGAAAUAAGUGCAUGCGGCAGUUUUGAACACGUAGCUUUUUGAAUUAUUCUAAUUUCUCUUGUCAAAUUUGAUUGAUCUAAUAUAAAUAGCUCCUGGGCCUCUGCAUAUUUAUUACUGAGGGAAAAUACUAUAGUACAAAUUGUAGGCUAGAGUAUAACACAAAGCACUACUUAUGCCUCUUUUUUAAUAUUUCUAUAUUCCACAUAUAUAUACUUGUAUAUACAUAUUUAGAUGUUGACAUAUAUGAAUGUAUGAACUGUCCAUAAUAUUUGUGUAUGACCAGUAUCUAUUAACAGUAGAAAUAUCUAAUAUAUUGUAGUCAAUAUCCACAUUUUUUUUUUAAAUUCCAUGAAUGCCAUGGCACACUUACCAAAAAACACCACUUUUGUUGCAUACACCCAUUGCUAGAAACUUCAAUAUUAUCUAGUUUUUCUUUUCACUCUGAUGGAGAGUUGUUUGCUUUAUUAUUUUCUCUUUAAAAUCAUUUACUUUGUAUUAGAGGAUUAAAGUCUGUUUUCACAGGUAACACUGUUGCAGGCUACCUCACAACAUUCAUACUACUGUAGCUAAUCCCCAAUAAUUUUAACUUGUAGUUUAUUUUGUCUAAGAAUAUUUAAAAUGGACAAAUACCUAUAUGUACGAAAGCAUUCAAACUAUAAACAUUCCUUUAUUAUAAUCUGGAGACCUAGGCUUUAUACAACCUAACCUACUGUAGCUAUGGAAACCUGUGUGCCGCCCCCCCCCCCAAAAAAAAAGAAAAAAAGAAGAAAAAAAGUGAACCAAUGAUGAUGCUUUGUGCCAGUGGCAAACAAAUGGAGUUUAGCAGUCAUUACAACUGAACUGAAAUCUGCCUGUGCUUUGAAAGUUUUUAGCAGCAACUUUUAACAACGAAAAGCAACAAUAACGCAUUUUGAACAAGCAUAUUUAGAAAUUUCAACACAAAGAUGUGUUUGCUGGCCCUGUUGGCUACAAGGCUUCAUCAGAAGAAGAACACGUUUUCUGAUCUGGAUCUAUGGAAGGAGAAACACUGCCAUCUGCUGUUGAUAACCCAUGUGAUUUGCACAAACUGUCCUGCUAUGUAUUGCCUUUAUGUAUCGAUUGUAUGUUACACAGUGUAUAGAAAUUGUAAACAAUGUAAUUAUACAGGGAAGAUUAAGUGAAAAUGGUUGUACCACUAUAUGGCUUAAUGAUGUCAGUAGUAUAUAACAGUUAAUCACAAUGCUGCUUGGUCAUUUUGUAUUUAUGUGUGAUAUUUUUGUUUUUAAUAACAAAGAUGUUGAGGAAAAACUACCCAAGACUGAACACAAACUAAGGUGUCUAAAGUGAUGCAUUUUUUGAUGCACGUGUAUUUUUGGGCAUCAGUGCAAAGUAUUGUCUGUGCAUUUUUGCUUCAGAGUUUGUUUUGUCCAUGUGUACAAGCAAUUAGUUGCAUUCAUGUGUGCACACUCACUUGCUCAAAUGCCGCUGACUACACGUAACUCUAUAUCGUCUAUGUGCCGUCUCUUACUCCUGUAUGCUUCGUGUUGUUGCUGUAAUGUGAUAUUGUAAAUGAUUGACCACUUGUUUGUUGUGAAGGACAUGGAAACCUCAGCAGUUGCUAAUUUGGCUGGAGGGUUUGGCACAAAUAUUCACACUCUCAAAUUAUGUUUUGCAUUUUGAGUUUGGGAGUUGCUUGAUGGGACUAAACGACAGAAUUAUGAUUUCAUUUUAAUCUGACUUAAUCAGGAAAGGAAUUACCGAAUGCUUGAAAUGGAGGUCAAAUGAAUGCAUUCACAUGACACAGGCUGUCUAAACAUCCCACCUUAAAGCCUUAUCCUGAAGAUGGAUUAUAUAUUUUUGAUUCAUGUCUUCACUUCACAAAGCAAGGUGUACCGCUUCUACACUUUGUUGAAGUGCACUUGAUUAAAUCAGUUAUUUUUCUUACAUUGGAAUAUGUUCUUUCGUUUUAUGAUGUCAGAAAAUAAAUGGCAAAAAUGAAAA